Molecule: messenger RNA, 1071 nt
Organism: Sordaria macrospora k-hell
Lineage: Eukaryota; Fungi; Ascomycota; Sordariomycetes; Sordariales; Sordariaceae
Source: RefSeq, a predicted model, not a curated record
AUGGACGACAAAUCCGCCCGGGCGGCCGCCAACGCCCCCGAGGUAGCAGCCUGGGAACAUACUCCCUACCAAGGAAUCGAACGAGCUCCCUCUCCGCAACGACCACCACAACAUAUACUACACCCAGAAGGGCAACCAGGCCUGGAACCCGCUCCCCAUUCCACCCUCGAACUCAGUCCACACCAAAUCUCAGACCACGACAAACUUUCUUCAUAUGGCCCAACAUCCACCACCUUGUCUAGCGGGACCUCACCGUACUCUCCUACGUACGUCCUCCCUCAACCAUAUGGAUAUUCGCAACAACAUGGGAACAUUGGGUCGGUGCAUGUGCCUGGAGGGACUAGCACGCUUGCGGAUUCGAGCGCAGCAGCUGAGGAGAUAAAUGACAAGGAGGCUGGUAAUGGUAAUGGUAAUGGUAAUGGCGAUGGGGAUGAUGGGAAAAACGGCAAAAGUAAGCGGUACUGUUUUGGUUUGGGGACCAAGAGACAGGUGGCUUGGUCGUUGUUGGCGAUUGGGAUUUUUCUGAUUGUGGUUGGUGUCGCGGUGGGUGUAGGUGUGGGUGUCAGUUCUGGGAAUAAGAAGGAUGGGAAUAGGAAUAGUCCCUCAACACCAACCCCAACAUCCUCCUCAACCGCCCACCCCUCCUGGACACACACAGCCAACCUCCCCCCGCCCACCGCCUACGCCACCAUCACUCCCUCAACAUCCAUCAUCUGCCCCUCCAACAACCUAACCCUUUACACGCCCUCGAACGGGACGACCCUCACCUCCUCCAGCCGCGGAAAGGGUUAUCUGUUGAUCUGCGGCCGAGACUACAGCUCGCUGGCGGGAGCCGAGGAGAUCACGAACCGGCAGGCCGACUCGAUCGAGACGUGUAUCGACCGGUGCGCUGAGGUGGACAACUGUAUCGGGGCCGGGUGGGGGAAUUACGAGGGGAAGCAGAUUUGUUGGCUGAAGAGUCGGUUGGGAAACCCCGGUUGGACGCCCGACUGGUAUAUGGCGGUUAGGGAGGAUGCGGUGCUGCAUGAUGGGAGUGAGGGGGGGUUGGGUGGGGAUACGGAGAGUGGGUGA